AUGGAUCCUUAUCUACAACUGCGGGUUGAUGACGGCAGCAACAAUUGCUCCGGAAGGGUUGAAAUAUUAUUCAAUAACAGCUGGGGAACGGUGUGUGAUGACUCCUGGGGUCUCCCCGAUGCCAAUGUCGUCUGCAGACAGUUGGGCUGUGGCUCUGCUCUUUGGACUCCAGGAGCGGCGACCAUUGCCCCGGCCUCAGGUGAUAUCUGGCUGGAUGAAGUGAAAUGCACGGGAAGUGAAUCAUUCCUGUCCCGUUGUCUGGCUUCACCGCUCGGUCAACAUGACUGUGAUCACAAGGAAGAUGUCUAUGUCACCUGUUCUGGAAUUUCAAUUUCAGUUUUGGGAAAGAAGCCGCCCUCCACGGCUGUUGUGGUUUGUACAACUCUCGGAAUCCUUCUCAUCGCCGAAUUUGUCGCACUGGUGAUAAUAACUCGGAGGCAAUCAGCAAGAAGAGAUGCAGAGAUGAGAGGCAGAGGCUUUGGCUUUUACGAAGCAAUUUAUGAAGAGAUUGACGAUACUCUUCCUGGAAACAAGUUCAGUCAGAUGGAUGAUUCAAUCUCUGGAUCAAUUGAUUCCAUGAAUCAAAUAGAAUAUUACACCAGCGACCCUCUGGGCUGUGCUCAUCCAACAAGCGAACUCCCUGAAGGAACCUCCUCCAGUGUUCGAGAUCUAGUUCCGGAUGACCAUGAUGAUCCUGAGAGUAAAGCUAUUGAUUGUCCGGGCGGUCAGUUCCCGAUGGACGGUGGCGCCGAUGACCUUCUGAUGCUAACAGUUGCCGGCGGUGACGUGGACAUUGGUGGAGAAGAGCACCCACAUGGUCUGGAUCACACUGUGGACACUGGGAUCAACCAUCUCCUCUCUGACGGCCGCCCCGGGGAUUGUCAGGCGGACCCUUCAGAAAGCGUGAAGUUGAGGCUGGUGAACGGGGGCAGUCCAUGCGCCGGGAGAGUGGAGGUUCACUACAAGGGGAACUGGGGGACUGUGUAUGAUUACCGCUGGGACCUGCAGGACGCGGCGGUAGUGUGUCGGGAGCUGGGCUGCGGCGCCGCGGUGAAAGCCCCGGGCCGAGCUCACUUUGGACCGGGGUCCGGACCUAUUGUGACGUCAUCUGUUGAGUGCAGCGGGAGCGAGGCCGCUCUGCGGGAGUACUCCAACGAUGCCGGCGUUAUCUGCGAAGAUCACAGAGGGCCAAGAUUGGUAUCCAAAGAUGAUCAGUGCUCGGGAAGACUGGAAGUGCAGUAUGGUGAAACCUGGGGAACCGUGUGUGACCUGGCCUGGGAUAUGGAUGAUGCCAGUGUGGUGUGCA
Amblyraja radiata (thorny skate) is the source of this 1306-nucleotide messenger RNA. RefSeq names its product deleted in malignant brain tumors 1 protein-like. The record is from RefSeq and is a predicted model, not a curated record. The transcript is spliced from 11 exons. The annotation marks the transcript as partial. Gene Ontology annotation, cellular component: membrane. NCBI's taxonomy places the organism in Eukaryota, Metazoa, Chordata, Chondrichthyes, Rajiformes, Rajidae.